GAAAAGCGCGGGAGAGGACGAGGAUGUAAACUCAGUGGUCGAUGGAAGGUGUACGGGUGAGGACGCUCUUCAUUUUCUCUCCGCUCUCUCUCCCACCUCUCUCUCCUCUCUGCUGUUACAGUGUGGAUGAGAUCCGUCCACCAGAUGUCUGUAAUACAUUCUAUAUUGAGAAAACUCUAAGAAGAAAGAAGGAAGGAAGAAAGUGAGAUAGUGAGAUAACGCAAGAUGACCAAGUAUUUUGACUUCGUGUGGAGGAAGGAGGUGGACGCCAAGCUGCAGGAAGGCGCCGUAUUUGACAGAUGGACUGAGGAGAAGGAAAGUUACGAAUAUGAACCUAAUUGUCUCUUCAAAGUGGACGAGUAUGGCUUCUUUGUGUACUGGAAGAGUGACGGCAAGGAAGGGAACGUGGCUGAGUUAUCCCAAGUAUCCGAUAUCAGAAGAGGAACGAUGCCUAAGGAUUACAAGCUGGCAGACAAGUUGCUUACCAAACACGGACAAGAUGUUGAGGAAAAGAUGCUGACUAUAUGUUCUGGCCUUGACUAUGUAAAUAUUAACUACAACAACGUGGUCUGCAAAUCGAAAGAAGAAGCUGAUAAAUGGCAGCUGGGUCUCAGAAAGAUAACAAACAACAAUAAAUUAAAUAAUGUGUGUCCCAAGACUAACUUAAUGAAGCACUGGAUGAGGUUAGGAAUGCAGGUGGAUGCAGUAGGCAAGAUUCCCGUAAAGCAUCUCGUAAGAACCUUCGCGUCGGGGAAGACGGAAAAAAUGGUGUACUCGUGUCUGGAAGAAAUGGGUCUGCCGUCUGGAAAGGGGGACAGCAUAGAGAAAGACUCUUUUACCUUUGAUAAGUUUUACAAGCUGUACCACACCAUCUGCCCAAGGACGGACAUUGAUGAACUCUACAGCAGCAUCACCAAGACAGACUUCAUCAGCAUGGCUCAGCUUAUCAACUUCAUGAACGAGAAACAGCGUGAUCCGAGCCUGAACGAGAUUUUGUAUCCUUUGUAUGACGAGAAGAGAUGUACCGAGAUUAUUACAGCUCAUGAGCCCAACAAGGAGAACGUAGACAACAAGCGGUUUAGCAAAGACGGGUUUCUCGCUUACCUCAUGUCGGACGAGAACGCGCCUGUGUUUCUGGACCGACUGGAUAUCUACCAGGACAUGGACCAACCCCUCUCCCACUACUACAUCAACUCUUCCCACAACACGUACCUCUCCGGCAGACAGUUUGGCGGGAAGUCAACAGCAGAGAUGUACAGGCAGACUUUACUGGCUGGCUGCAGGUGUGUUGAGUUGGACUGCUGGGAUGGCAAGGGUGAGGACGAAGAACCGAUCAUCACCCACGGCAAGGCGAUGUGCACGGAUAUCUUGUUCAAGGAGGCCAUCAUCGCCAUCAGGGACUGUGCCUUUGUCACCUCCGACUACCCCAUCAUUCUGUCCUUCGAGAACCACUGUUGUAAGAAGCAGCAGUACAAGUUGGCAAAGUACUGUGAUGAGUACUUUGGUGACCUGCUGUCCAAGGAAGCCUUGCCUGAUAGCCCGUUAGUUCCUGGACAGCCCCUGCCUUCACCCAACCAGCUGAAAUACAAAAUCCUGAUUAAGAACAAACGACUGAAGGCUGAGGUGGAGAAACAAGAGCUGGAGCUGUUUCUCAAGGGUCAGCUGGACCUGGUGGAUGAUGAGGAUGCCAAGGAGGAUGCUUCCCAGCCCACCGCACAGCCCAAGGAGCCCAAGCCAGAAGAAGUACCACAAGAGGGAGCUGCACCAGAGCCCCCCAAGUACUCGGGCACUUCUUUGACAAACAUUCACCCCUGGCUGUCGUCAAUGAUCAACUAUGCUCAGCCUGUCCACUUCAAUGGCUUCGAAGUGGCUGAAGAGAAGAACAUUCAUCACAACAUGUCCUCCUUCUCGGAAACGGUUGGGCUGGGUUACCUCAAAACGCAAGCCAUCGAAUUCGUCAAUUACAACAAACGGCAGAUGUCCAGAAUUUAUCCCAAGGGUGCACGUGUCGACUCCUCUAACUACAUGCCCCAGGUCUUCUGGAAUGCCGGCUGCCAGAUGGUGUCACUUAACUUCCAGACAUCAGAUCUACCUAUGCAGUUGAACCAGGGCAAGUUUGAGUACAACGGAGGGUGUGGGUACUUGCUCAAGCCAGAUUUCAUGAGGAGACAAGACAGGACGUUCGAUCCCUUUGCAGAGUCCCCAGUGGAUGGCGUGAUUGCUGCCCAGGUUGCUGUGACGGUCAUCGCAGGUCAGUUCCUCUCGGACAAAAAGGUGGGCACAUACGUAGAGGUGGACAUGUACGGCCUGCCCACCGACACCAUCAGGAAGGAGUUUAGAACACGUAUGAUUCCUGGCAACGGUCUGAACCCAAGCUACAAUGAGGAGCCCUUCCUGUUCCGUAAGGUGGUGCUGCCGGACUUGGCCGUGUUACGUUUUGGCGUGUUUGACGAGAACGGGAAGAUGUUGGGCCAGAGAAUCUUGCCCCUGGACGGUUUGCAGGCCGGGUAUCGACACAUAUCCCUAAGGACUGAAGGGAACUUUCCGAUGUCACUUCCUAUGCUGUUUUGUAAUAUUGAGCUCAAGAUUUACGUCCCUGAUGGCUUGGGGGACCUGAUGGACGCGCUGUCAGACCCCAGAGCCUUCCUGAGCGCGCAGGAGAAGAGAGAGCAGCAGAUGAAGGCCAUGGGUAUUGAAGCCUCUGAUAUUGACACCAAACAGCUGAAGGGAGGCAAGGGUGGGGGUGCCAAGCCUGCCGGUGGUGCUGCGGGUGCCAAGGCCGGCGCUGGUGCCAAGCCUGGUGCUGCCGGUGCCAAGAAGGAGGAGGAGCCCCUUGAGUUUGAGCCAAUCAAUCUUGAGACACUGCGAACCCAGAAGAACUUUUUGAAGGCCACCAAGAAGCAACAGAAGGAGCUGGAGACACUGAGGAAGAAGCACAUGAAGGAGCGGCUCACUAUUCAGAAAGGACAGUGCAGCGCUAUUGAGAAGGUGGCCAAGGGGAAGAAGGACGUGAUGGAUGACCCAAAAAUCAAGGCGCUGGUGACUGACCAAAUGACGCAGUGGUCGGUGAUGGUGGAGAAACACCGUAAGGAGGAGUGGGAGAUGCUGAAGGAACACUUGAAGAGCCAGGAGGACAUUCUGAAGAAGCUCAUGGAGGAGGAACAGCAGGCGCAAAUUAAGAAGAUGGAGGCCAAGCAUGAACAGGAGAACAAGGAGAUGAAAGCAUCCCAGGCGAAGGCAGCAGUGGACACAGCGAAGGACGUGAAUGCCGACAAGACCCUGAAGACAAAGGCGGACAGGGACAGAAGGUUGAAGGAGAAGAACCAGAACAACACAAAACGGUUCAUUGAGGAGAGGAAGAUAUCGGCCAUGAAGCAAGGCAAGCAGAAGGAGAAGCUCAAGAAGGUUCAUGAUCAACAGAUGGGCCAGCUCUCCAAGGACAUUCAGCUGAUGCUUCUAGAACAAGGUUUCGACUGACGCUAGGCUAUACAGUUUUACGAGAACACAGAGGAAGAAUACAAAAUGUGGAACAAAAUUGAAUUCUUCUGUUGAGUCCCACAAGAUGCCAACGGGACUCUCCCCCUCGAGGACCCCAGCUACGCCCCCCCCUUCCAGCAUUAGGACCCCCGCCGCCCAUCCCAGCCGUGCCCAGAUGAGUGCUGAGUGUAGUGGUGGUGGUGGUGGUGGUGGUGAUAGGAGGGAGUGAUGGGAGUGUUGUGGUAGUGAUGGUGGUGUAGUGAUGUUUAUUUGUUUUUUUGUUGUAGUUUUGUUUUUCCUUCUUUCUCUCUUUCUCUUCUUCUCAUUUCUCCUUUUUGUUUGUCGUUUCCUUAUUCUUCAUCAUAUUUCUCAUCAUAUUUCUUUCUGUUCUUUAUUUUUUCUGUCUCACGUUCUGUCAUUUUCUUCAUUUUCUUAUUCUUCUCCCUUUUCUCGCUUUCCUUUUUUCAACUAGUGGUUUUGUAUUGGGUUUAGUUUACGUAAAAAUUAUAUCUAUUCUUUUUUCCUCAUUCCUCAUUCUUCAUAGUUUCCUGCUUUCAUCAUGUUCUCCUUCCUCUAGUCUAUUUAUUCAUCAUAUUUAUUCCACCCAAUGCAUUGUCAUAGGCAAGAUAAGAUUACAUUAGUUCAACCUCAAUGCUUACAAUAUUAGGUGAAAUUAAUUAUGUAGUUAUUUUAUUAUUUCUUCAUUUAUUCAAUCCUGUUAGUUUAUCAUAGGUUAAAGAAUACGUAAGUUUAUUCCAUUAAGUUCCCAAGUGUUACGUAAACUAAUAGGAUGGAUACGUUAAUUAAGUGAAGUUUUCCAGUGUUACGUAAAUUAAAUCUUUUCUUAGUGAAGGUUUCAAGUGUUUGCUAAAUUGAUUCUACUUUUCUUACUUAUUUUGUACUGAAGUUUUCAAGUGUUACAUAAACUUAUAGAUCAAGAAACCAUGAAUUUAUUUAAGUUUUCAAGUGUUACGUAAACUUAUAGAUGAAACCUUCAAGUUAUUUAAGUUUUCAAGUGUUACGUAAACUUAUAGAUGAAACCUUCAAGUUUUUUAAGUUUUCAAGUGUUACGUAAACUUAUUCUCUUCUUUUACUCUUAUCCUUUAACUUACCCAGCGGUGUAUAUUUAUAAUAGUUUCAGGAAUACAAUAAUUUAUUCUCUUAAGUAUACAAUCGUUAUGUAUUUUCAUGGCUGUUAUGUCCAACCACUGGGCAAUGCAUGAAAUGAAAAAAAAUACACAGGGAACAUACAUAGGUUGUAAAUAUGAAUAAGAAUGGUGCAUAAGAUAACAAGAGGUAUGUAGCUGAGUGUAAAUAAGUGAAUAUUUUAUGUAUGACCGGAAAGGAAAGGUGCAUUAAAAGUUUUGUAUAUAUUAAGACAAAAUACGCGAAAUCGGAAGGAAAUCUGUACGAAAAAGUGGUGUGGAGGUAUUUACAUAAGAAAUGUGUAUAAUCAAGGCAUAAAAGAGGUAUAUGUAGAAAUUAUACAAAACGUAAACAAGAUAAAAGGUACUUAAAAUAAAUAUACAUACAUAAAUAAGUGAUACAGAAAUAUAUACAUAUAUAACAUGCGUAAAGUAAAAAAAAUACAUAGAAAUACAUAGAAAAGUAUGCAUUAAAUCAGAAAUACAUAAGGAAAUACAUAAGGAAAUAAAAUCAAUACGUUGAAUUAGAAACAAAUAUACAUGGGAAAGUCUUGGGUACAUAUAAUCCAUUAGAAAAUAUGUACACAUUGGAAAGCUUUGUGUAUGUAUAAAUGAUUAGAAAGAAAUGUACGUAGGAAAGUUUAGUAUAUGUGUGAGUGAUAAUUAUACGUAAAAGAUAAAAAUGACGCUUGAUGAAAAAGAAAGGUGUGGAUAAUAUGUAAAAAAAUGUAUAGAUUGAACGAAAGAAAGAGAAGAAAAAUAAAUAUAAAGGAAAUGUAAUAGAAACGUAAGAAAAUAUGUAAAAAAAUAUGUAAAUUGAAGGAAACAAAAAAAAAAAACAGGAAAUGCAAUAGAAAUGUAGAAAAUAUGUAAAAAAAAUGUAAAUUGAAGGCAAGAAGCAGAAAAAAAUAUAAAGGAAAUGCAAUAGAACCAUGUAGAAAAUACGUAAAAAAAUGUGUAAAUUGAAGGUAAGCAGAAAAAAAAGAUAUUAAGGAAAUGCAAACCAUGUAGAAAAUACGUAAAAAAUGUGUAAAUUGAAGGUAAGAAGCAGAAAAAAAAAUAUAGAAAGGAAAUGCUAUAGAAACUUGUAGAAAAUAUGUAAAAAAAAAAUGUAUAAACUGAAGGAAAGAAGCAGGAGGAGCAUAAAUAUCAAGUAAAUGCAAAUAGAAACGUAUACUUAAUAAACACAGAGAAGAUUUAUACAUAGGAGUAAAUGAAGUGUUGAGAGUAUAUGCAUAAUGAAUACAGAUACAAAACAGGUAGACAGAAAAGUGCCUAGGAACUGUGUAAGAAUUGUAUGCAUAAUAGCAACAAACGACCAUAUUUAAAAAGUAGAAAUAUAAGUAAUGAGUGAUGACAAAUAGAAUGAAGAAAAAAAAACAUGAAUUGGCAAAAUAAAAAAAAUGUACAAAACAAAUUUAAACCACAAUAUGUUAGAGAAAAGGAAAGAAAACGUGUAUAUCAGAAGUACAGUACACAAACAUACAAACACACAAACAAAAAUUGACUGCUAAAAAAAAGUAAAUAAAAAAAUAAUAAAUAAAUAGAUAACAAAACAAGCAAACAAAACAAACUCCAUAAAACAACAACAUACAUAAACAUAUGAAACUGGACAACAACAAUGCUGAUAAACACACAACACAACACGUAAAGAGUCCAAUUAAAAUGACAGUAGGCAAGAUGAGAUUACACAGAUCCAUCAAUUCCACCUGUACACAAACAAACAGGUAAUAGUUAAAACAAAGCAAAAAUUAUGAUAAAGAUAGAAUUAUGUGAGAAAUACAAAUAAAUGUCAAUUGCUUCCAUACAAAAGAUCGCAUUGCCAAAAAUUACAAGAGAAUAUUUACAUUAGAAGCAGAAAUUGUGAUUGAGAAGAUGAAGUUAUGUCUAAAAUACAACUUUUAUGGGAGAAUUUUGCGUAACAAGCUGAAAUUUUGUUUGACAAGAUAAAAUUACGUCAAAAUACAACUUAGUGGCAAAUAUAUCGGAAAUACGCCUUUUACGAAAGAAUUUUACAUAGCAAACUAAAAUUACAAUUGACAAGAUAAAAUUAUGUCAGAUAUAUAGCUAAAUAUCAGUUACUGACAUAGGAAAGAUCACGUCGCCAAAACUUACUAGAGAGCAUUACGUAAAACACUAAGAUACGAUUAUACAAAAAUACAGAUCAGACAUACAUAAACAAAAGAUUAAAACACUCAACAAACAAAACAACAACACCAAAAAACAAAAUCAACUGUAAAAUAAAAAAAAAUCAGAAUUUAAGAACAGGAUAGAUUAUUACGUAAAAAAAAAAAAAAUACUUAGAAGACAAGAUAAGAUUACAUGAAGAAUAUACAGAAUCAAACACAAGAGAACACAAAUGUAAAACCAAGCCAAACCAAACUACUAAAACAAAAUGAAAACCGCCACAAAAAUAGAUCAGCGUUAGAGAACAGAAGAGACAAGACAACAUAGAAAUAAACAAAAACAAACGAAAGAGAAUCCGAACGUAAACAAAAACAAAACAAAACCACAAAAACAAAAUAAAAACACCCUUAAAAAAUAGAUCAGAAUAAGAGAAUAGAAAAGAUAAUUACAUAAAAAAGAUAGGAUUAAAUAGAAGAGAACACAAAUAUAAAAGAAAAACAACAACAACAACAACCAAACAGCCUCCAUACGUAAUACAGAGACAGAGGGGCGUAGAGGGAGGCAGUGGUACGUAAGCUGGCCCUCCCAUCUGUCUGUCUGUCUGUCUGUCUGUCUGUGUGAGGCUGAACCUGUUACAAACGCAUUCCUUUUAAGAGCUUUACUACAGUAGGUCGUUUUGACGUAAUCAACUUUGACUUCUUCCCAUUCGUACGUAAGAUUUUGUUUUGUAUGUAGGCUUUUAGGUUUAAUGUAGAGAACGUUCUAGUACACACACACACACACACACACACACACACACACACACACACACACACACACACACAACGCAAAAAAAAAAAAGUAAUGAUUUAAUCUCAGAAAAACAGCGUAACAUGACUUUCAAAUAUCUACACACACACACACACACACUAGUAACUUUUAUAAAAUUUCAUAUUUGCCAAAUGCGAAAAAAAAGUAUUGAUAUAAAAAAUUGUAGGAGUUUGAAUAUAAUAAUAAUAAUAAUAAUAAUAAUAGUAAUAAUUUUCACACUAUUAAUAACUUUUAAGAUUCAUAAUAACAAUAGUAGUAGUAGUAGGAGUAGUAGUAGUAGUAGUAGUUAUAUACAUUCAUACAUACACCAGUUUUUACGUAUAUUGAAAAGAGAAAAAAAAAUACGUAAAAAAAAUUAUUCGUCAUAUUUCUAGUCAUGCUCUAGUCAGUUUGAUAUAAAGUUUCGCAUAUAUAUACACACAUACAUAUAUAUUUAGAUAAUACGUAUACACACAUAUGUCUUUGUGUAUCCCUGUACAUAUAUAUAUUUAUACAUCGCCCUCGUAUUAACUCUUAUGUAUGGCAUUUGUAAAGGUUGCUUCCUGUGUAGUGCCAAGCUGAGGUUUUCAUACUUGUCCACAUACAUACAUACACACACACACACACACACACAUACAUACAUACAUACAUACAUACAUACAUAAUAUACAAGUCCAUUGAUAGUGCCGGAGUGUGCUGCUGUUUAAGAGAGAGAGAGAGAGAGAGAGAACUGUAUAACUUUCAUUCUUGCCUUUUGUUUAAAUAUCUCUCUCUCUCUCUCUCUCUCUCUCUCUCUCUCUCUCUCUCUCUCUCUCUCUCUCUCUCUCUCUCUCUCUCUCAGAACAGCUAGCAUCUCCUAACCCCUUGCAAGCCUUAACACACACACACACACACACACACACACACACACACACACACACACACACACACACACACACACACACACACACAAGGCAUUCCUCCUCUUCAGUCUCUUCCUGUCAAGUAUUAUAGUGUCCAGAAUUAAGAUAAUGAAUAAUAAUAAUAAUAAUAAUAAGUUUUUUGCCUGGCUUGUGUAUGGUAAGUGCUGUGUGUGUGUGUGUGUGUGUGUGUGUGUGUGUGUGUGUGUGUGUGAAUGAUUGAGUGAUAGGCUGGUUGACUGAGAGAGAGAGAGAGAGAGAGAGAGAGAGAGAGAGAGAGAGAGAGAGAGAGAGAGAGAGAGACUAAACCAAAAAAUAAACAAAAAAAGAAAUACAGAACACACACACACAUACACACACAAGUACUACCAACAGCAAGCCAAACAUUUCACACUGUUGCCAGAAUUCGCAUAACAACAACAACAACAACCACAACAACAACCACCACCACCUUCCCCUCUCCCCUCCCCCCGACCCAUUCCAGUCCCAGUAAUACAUAGCAACCAACCAAGUAUUUUUGUACCAAGUAAGACAAAUAAGAUGAGAUGGCAGAAAUGUGCUUAGGGUUAUUUAUUGACAUUUUAUUUUCAAGUCCACGUAAUUUAAGAAAGACACGUAAGGAAAAAUAUUCGUUAUGUCCGUUUGUUGGUGGUGGGCAGUUUGUGCGGGUUAGGUUUACGUAAAAUUUGGCGCUUAUGUAGUAGGCUUUUGUGUGUGUGAGAGAGAGAGAGAGAGAGAGAGAGAGAGAGGAAAGUAUUUAGAUAGAGAAAAGAAGAGAGGAAAGAAGAAAAACAGUUAGAGGAAGAUGAAGAGAAGAAGAAAAGUAGUAAAUUAUUGAAAAAAAAAUAAAGAGAAAGAUAGAAGAGAAAUGGAGAGAAAAUGGAGAUGAUGAAAGAGAUUGACAGGAAGAGAGAAAAAUGAAGAAGGACAUAGAUGAAGAGGGAUAUGAUAAAUGAGAGAGAGGGAAGGAGAGAUAAUGAUCAAGAGAGAGAUAGAGAGGAAGAAAGAGAAGGAAAAAUAAUGAAUGUAGGAGAGAGAAAAAAAGAGAACAGUGAAAGAGUGAUAAAAUGAGAAGGAAAGAAAGAAAAAGAAAGGAAGGAAGGUAGUUGAAUUAGAAAAAGAGAGAGAAAAGAUAGAGAAAGAAAGAUUAAGUUUACAGAGAAAGAGAGAGAGAGAGAGAGAAAAGAUAGAGAAAAACAAUAGAUGUAGAAAGAGAGAGAGAGAGAGAGAGAGAGAGAGAGAGUAUAUUUUACGAUAAACUUAUAAAAAAAGGGAAAAAAAAAUAAAAAUCUUUGGUCAUCCCUCCCAGACCCUCUCCAUCUACUCUCCCAUUUUCUAUAAGCAUAAAAAAUAAAUAAAAAUAAUCAAAACGUAGGAAAUCAAACCUUUAUUCAUACGUAGUUGUAUAGAACUUAACUGAAAGAAUUAUACAUAAGGUUGAAUAAAUGAAAUAAAUAAAUGCUAUAUAUAUAUAUAUCUGUAUAAAAUAAAAUAUAUAUAUAUAAAUAAAUAAAAAGAAAUGAUCUAUAUAUAUAUAUAAACUUUUAUGAAUUUCUAUAAUACUGUAGUGUUGAGGAAGAUUUAAGUGCGUAAGUAGCCCCGCCUGACCCUCACGUAUACACCUGCAUACUUACACACUGCCGUCACUUGAGUACAGGCCAGGGGUGUGUUGCCGCGGCUGUGCAUUGCUGGGUGUUCAGUGUUGCCGGGGUGUGCACAGGAAACACAGGGAUUGGGCUGAACUAAAGCAAGUUAUUGUGUUCAUUGUUUCAUUUCAAGGUAAAGUUUGUCUUAAAAAAGUUAAAUUUUGUAGCAUUUUUUAAAAAAAUUUUUCUAGUUUCAUAUAUUCAUUUAUUUAUUUAUUUAUUUAUUUAUUUAUUUAAUUAAUUUAUUUAUUUGCUCUUCAUUAUGUCUUUUGUUUCAAGAUUAUUUCAUUUUGAGGCAAAGUUUGUUCAUCAAAAUUGUGGAAUUUUGUGGCAGAUCAGAUUUUUAAAGAUUUUCAUAUUUUUAUUUAUUUUAUUUGUUUAUUUAUUUAUUUAUUUUUUAUGUAUUGGUGAUUUCACUUCAAAAGAAAAGAAACAUAUAUUAAAAAAACUUGAGCCAGAUCUGUUUUUUUUUUUAUAUAAUUUCAUUUUUAUUUAUUUAUUUUUUUCACUUAUUUCAUUACAUUUGUUUCAAUAAAUUUAUUUGUAAAAGUGAACGAAAUUCAUUACAAUGUACAUAUGUACUUGUUAAUUUUAAAGCAUAAUUUUGAAAUAAACAUUAAUUUUGUUAUACUUUUUUUUUUUUCAUUAUUUGUAAUUCUUGGUAUGUUAUUUGGAGAUACAGAUUAAAUACAAGAAGAAAAGAGAAAUAUUAAAAUUUUUAUUCAUGUCUAAAUUAAAGAAAAGAAACUGGUUAUUUUCAUAUCAACAAUUUACACACAACAAACUUAUCUCUUAAUAACACCAAGAACUUACAAAUCUUGCCAAGUUUUGUCUGUAAAUGCCAAACAUUUAUUAAGUAUUCACACACACACACACACACACACCUUAAGAUCUUCACACACACACACACACACACACACACACACACACACACACACACACACACACAAACACACACUCUCUACCCAGACCUCAAUACAUCACAACACAACACAAACACUCCAGACACACAUGAAGCAGUCCAUUUGUUUCUGGCGCAUAACACGUAACACCCUUUAUGUAACAGUAACACAACAAAAUAAUUAAAUAACACCAAAAGCAAUGCAAAUGAAGAACACCCUUAGCGUAACACACCCAAGGUAACACAAGACUAACACAACUGAAUAACAACCUGUACUAGACACUUUCCUCGUAGCACACCUUAAGCGACACAGUAACACCCUUCCCGUAACAGCCUCCUCGUAACACAGCCAAACACAGCCUGAGCAACACCAUUAACGUAACACUUCCCUAACCCCAGUAAGUGUUUGCGGUGCCCCUCCAUGCAUUCCUUGCCACUGCUGCUGUGUGUGUGUGUGUGUGUGUGUGUGUGGUGGUGUGGAACUUGAAAUUAGCUCUGGUUUUGAAGGAAGGGUAAACUUUUUCAUGUGUACUGGUAGAGAACACACACACACACACACACACACACACACAAUAGAAAAACAAGAAUUAUUCGCAUCACAUCUCUUCCGUUAAUAAUAAUAAUAAUAAUAAUAAUAAUAAUAAUAAUAAUCAUAAUAAUAAUAAUAAUGUCAGUAAGCAUGUACACCACCACACACUUCAAGCAAGGCAGUGUGAGGAUGAGGUACAGCAGCAGGAGGCGGGGAAUGCAGGGGAGGGUGGGCCGUAUAGUCAAGACAUUAGCCAGUCAUCCCUUGCCCGUACUGUUGACGUAUCUCAGGCUCGACGUAAUGGUUGGAGGUCCCCGUGAGAGAGAGAGAGAGAGAGAGAGAGAGAGAGAGAGAGAGAGAGAAUUUUUUUUUCAUUUUACUUUAAUUUUGUCUAUUUUCUUUCUUUCUUUCUUUUUUUGGGGGGUGGAUUUGUUAAAUGUGUGUGUGUGUGUGUCAGAGAGAGAGAGAGAGAGAGAGAGAGAGAAUUUUUACUUUUUAUUUUUUCUUUCUCUUCCAGUUAUUUUGUUUUCUUUAUUUUCUUUGGAAAGGUUGUGUGUGUGUGUGUAUGUGUGUGUGUAUACAGGUACCAGUGAGAGAGAAAACAAAUAAAUAAAAAACUGCCAAAUUAUGUAUUACUGUCAUUGUAAGAUAUAAAGCAAGAUACACGUAAGAUAGUGAGUGAGUGAGUGAGUGAGUGCGUGAGUGAGUGAGUGAGGCAAGGAGUGGAGAGUGUGAGAGUGAGGCAGGAAUGAGUGAGGCCAAAUUUUAGCGUCCAUAGUAAAUCAAACUGUUUCUAAAUUGACGUCCUUACCAAACCGUCGACGAAAGACUUGACUCAAAAAAGAAGCAUUGACGAAAGUGAAGUAAGACAAAUGAGCCGAAGGAAAUGUUUAGGAAGGGAAUUAAUAAAACAAAUGAACCGAGGACAAUGUUUAGGAAAGCAAAUUAAAAAAUAUAAACCAAAGAAUAUGCUUUAGGAAAGUGAAUCAAAACGUGAAUAAGUGACGUCAAUGAAAACUAACUGUUGAUGUAAUACGAAAGUGCAAUAGAAAGAAAAAAAAUAUUUGUCACAUUUCGUCUGUCAGUAUACGAAAAGAAAAAAAAAAAACAUGAAAAUGCGAUAGGAGAAAUAAUUAUCUAUGUUGUAUUUCUCCUGUUCAUUAAAAGAAUAAAUAAAUAAAAAUAAAACAUGAUAGUAAAACGAAAAAUGAUUUACACCACAUUUUCUGUUAAUAGAUAUAAAUAAAUAAAUUAAUUAAAUAAAGCACAAUAGAAAACAAGGAAAUAUUUUCAUCAAAUUACAUUCACCACCAACAACAACAAAAAUAAAUAAAUAAAUAGAUAAAAAACACAAUAGAGGAAAACACAUCAUCUUUAUCCUAUUUAUACGAAAAGAAAAAUGAGAAUAAAUGCAUAACUAUAGGUAUUGUUUAUUAAGAGUUUACGUAUAAAGAGCCUAUCAUAAUUUGUCUUAAUACAUAUAGCAAGUGACAAGUGUAAGUGUACGGCGAGUGUAGGAGCGUCUAGAUAUCACCGUAUGACGUAUGAAAGUUCUUACGUACAUGGGGACGGGUGUAGUGAGGAUCAGAGUAUUACAUAGAGUGUAUUACGUCGAAUUGUGAGUGACACAGCCAUUCCUUCCCAAGACAAUAAAGUCCAGGUGACAAG
Messenger RNA from Scylla paramamosain (green mud crab), 13181 nucleotides. It is a transcript of the gene norpA, whose product is annotated as 1-phosphatidylinositol 4,5-bisphosphate phosphodiesterase-like. Gene Ontology annotation, biological process: lipid metabolic process; release of sequestered calcium ion into cytosol; phosphatidylinositol-mediated signaling. The transcript is spliced from 23 exons. The coding region runs from base 226 to 3477 and encodes 1083 amino acids. The record is from RefSeq and is a predicted model, not a curated record. NCBI's taxonomy places the organism in Eukaryota, Metazoa, Arthropoda, Malacostraca, Decapoda, Portunidae. Gene Ontology annotation, molecular function: calcium ion binding; phosphatidylinositol-4,5-bisphosphate phospholipase C activity.